AUGGAAUCCGCCAAGGUCCCCGUCAAGCUUGUCAAGGUCACCCGCGUGCUCGGCCGCACCGGCUCCCGCGGUGGUGUUACCCAGGUCCGCGUUGAGUUCAUGGACGACACUACCCGUUCCAUCAUCCGUAACGUCAAGGGUCCCGUCCGCGAGAACGACAUCCUGUGCCUUCUGGAGUCUGAGCGUGAGGCGAGGAGGCUGCGCUAA
Molecule: messenger RNA, 207 nt
Organism: Aplosporella prunicola CBS 121167
Lineage: Eukaryota; Fungi; Ascomycota; Dothideomycetes; Botryosphaeriales; Aplosporellaceae
Exons: 4
Coding region: 1-207 (68 amino acids)
Biological process (GO): ribosomal small subunit assembly; translation; maturation of SSU-rRNA
Cellular component (GO): cytosolic small ribosomal subunit; ribosome
Molecular function (GO): structural constituent of ribosome
Source: RefSeq, a predicted model, not a curated record